Herpailurus yagouaroundi (jaguarundi) is the source of this 2533-nucleotide messenger RNA. RefSeq names its product atypical chemokine receptor 3 (gene ACKR3). Bases 663 to 1883 code for a protein of 406 amino acids. NCBI's taxonomy places the organism in Eukaryota, Metazoa, Chordata, Mammalia, Carnivora, Felidae. Gene Ontology annotation, biological process: G protein-coupled receptor signaling pathway; angiogenesis; vasculogenesis. Gene Ontology annotation, cellular component: membrane. The transcript has 2 exons. Gene Ontology annotation, molecular function: coreceptor activity; G protein-coupled receptor activity; chemokine binding. The record is from RefSeq and is a predicted model, not a curated record.
AGCUGUGUUAUAUUUCAGAAGGUGGACGCUUUGACAACCCAGUCCCUGCUGAUGGACAUCCACGCUGUCUCCAAUUUUUUCGCUAACAAAUAGUGCUUCAGUAAACAUGCUUGCUCGUGCAGUUGGGGACUCCUGAAUCUUUCGAGAGGAGCAACGUGUGAACCUAGGUGUCGAAGUGGGUCUCACCCUCCGGCCUCGGGGCUCUGAGUCCACGGGGAGGCGGGCAGUGCGCAGGUUUGACUGACCCUGGGAGUUUUUCCCAAGCUCUGGCCCCACGCUGGAGGGAAAGGACUUGCUGGUUUGUGCAAAGCAGAAGGUGACUGGUCCCGGUGGGAUGAGGGGUCUCCUGCAGGUCUGGGUGUCAUCAGACCUCCGCUGCCUCCCAGCACAGAGAGACCAGAGACUGGCUCAGAGGCCUGAUACUUAGACGGGGAGUGCAGAUCCUCCGGGGUUCGUGCGGAAUGCAGUCUGUCUGUCUGUGUACUGGCUGAGGUGACCUCCAGCUUUUGCUGGAGGGCAGCUGAGGAGCUGGUGUGGGACACGCUGGGCGUUAAAGUGGCCCCUGUAGUUCAUCAGCACCCCCCCUCCCUGGGCCUCUCCACCCUCAGAUUUUGCCGGGAGCUUUGUCAUCAGGCCUUGCGGCAGACAGCAUUUGACAGAAAAUGCAGACUGUCUUUGUCAGAUCGUAUUCUCUUUUGGAAACGGCCCUUGAUUGUCUCCAAAGCCAAAUGCAUGGAAGAUACCGCCAUGACAAGAGGCUAAGCUGUGGCCGUUUGCUUCCUGCCCUCAGCACCAUGGAUCUGCACCUCUUCGACUACUCGGAACCGGGGAACUUCUCCGACGUCAGCUGGCCGUGCAACGGCAGCGACUGCAUCGUCGUGGACACGGUGCUGUGCCCCCACAUGCCCAACAAAAGCCUUCUGCUGUACACGCUGGCCUUCGUUCACAUCUUCAUCUUCGUGAUCGGCAUGAUCGCCAACUCCGUGGUGGUCUGGGUCACCAUCCAGGCCAAGACCACCGGCUACGACACGCACUGCUACAUCCUCAACCUGGCCAUCGCCGACCUGUGGGUGGUGGUCACCAUCCCCGUCUGGGUGGUCAGCCUCGUGCAGCACAACCAGUGGCCCAUGGGGGAGCUCACGUGCAAGAUCACGCACCUCAUCUUCUCCAUCAACCUGUUCGGCAGCAUCUUCUUCCUGACGUGCAUGAGCGUGGACCGCUACCUGUCCCUCACCCACUUCGCCGGCACGUCGAGCCGCAGGAAGAAGGCGGUUCGCCGCACCGUCUGCGUCCUGGUGUGGCUGCUGGCCUUCUGCGUGUCCCUGCCCGACACCUACUACCUGAAGACCGUCACGUCGGCGUCCAACAACGAGACCUACUGCCGCUCCUUCUACCCCGAGCACAGCGUCAAGGAGUGGCUCAUCAGCAUGGAGCUGGUCUCCGUCGUGCUGGGCUUCGCCGUCCCCUCCUGCGUCAUCGCCGUCUUCUACUGCCUGCUGGCCCGAGCCAUCUCGGCGUCCGGUGACCAGGAGAAGCAGACCAGCCGGAAGAUCAUCUUCUCCUACGUGGUGGUCUUCCUCGUGUGCUGGCUCCCCUACCACGUGGUGGUGCUCCUGGACAUCUUCUCCAUCCUCCACUACCUCCCUUUCACCUGCCAGCUGGAGAACUUCCUGUUCACGGCGCUGCACGUCACGCAGUGCCUGUCGCUGGUACACUGCUGCGUCAACCCCGUGCUCUACAGUUUCAUCAACCGUAACUACAGGUACGAGCUGAUGAAGGCCUUCAUCUUUAAGUACUCGGCCAAAACAGGCCUCACCAAACUCAUCGACGCCUCCAGAGCGUCCGACACGGAGUACUCGGCCUUGGAGCAGAGCACCAAGUGACGCGCCCUGCGGGGUCCCGGGGACCGAAGGUGCCCGUUUGCCACGCGGCACCGGGAUGCGUCGUUUCCCGAGCGCGCGGCCAGGUGGCUUCGGGGCCGGGCGCCCGAGUGGCGGGCAGAGGGGAGCGUGCGCCACGGGCCGCUGUGGCGGCUGCCACGCGGCCGUGCGUCCUGGCGGUGUCUCCUGACGCAGGUGUGACCGACCUGUUGGCCCAAGCCCGCCGCGGGGAUGGGCUUGCCUGCACUUGUGUAAAAUAGGACUUUCCGUGCUCCCCGAAGGUUUUCUAUGGCGAUUUGUAUUUAAAUCUUAAGACUUUAUUUUCUCACUAUCGGUGUACCUGAUAAACGUAUUUGAAAGUUUAAAUAUAUUUUAAAUAUCGUACGGGAGGCACAACGCUGACUUGUAUUCAGAGCGUGGUAGUUUGAAGACUAGUUUGACUUCCGUGUUGACUAAGGAUGACAUUAAUUGUUAGCUGGUUUGGAAGGAUAUAUCUAUAAAUAUAUAAGUAUAUAAAUAUACGCCAGUCUUGGCGGAAAGGCUUUAUUUACGAUAGUUUUAUGUCUGUGUGGUGCUUUGGGGUAUGGAACGACAAAACGACUCUGUCAUGCAGCCUGUGAUCUUAUGGGUGUUGUAAAAGUACGUGAAAAAGG